GGAAUUUAUUUCAGAUGAAUCGGCGUAGUUUACGCCAAAGGCCGAGAAUUAGUUACUACGAACCCGAAGAGCCGAGUUUAGACGAAUAUAUUUAUUGCGAUGGGUGCACCGACUUUGUGUACGAAUACUGUGCGAUUCACGGGCCUUUACUUGUCAUUCCUGAUGAUAAGGUUCCUACCAAAAGUCCCUUCCCGGCCUACGUCCCCCGCGCCGCGCUCACAAUCCCGCAUGUGUUCCUACAUAUAGCACCCUCUAUUAUACCAGGCGCUGGUCUGGGUAUAUUCAGUACUUUGACUCUACCACGCGGCGUUCGCUUCGGACCGUACUGCGGAGUACGCACGCAAAAUGUCGACUCCAUGUAUUGUUGGCAGAUAUACGAUAGAAACGGCAAAAGAUCUCACGUAGUGGACGCGGAGGAUGGUAAUCGGUCCAACUGGAUGCGUUACGUCAACUGCGCGCGGAACUGGCGGGAACAAAACCUCUUGGCUUACCAAUAUCAAGGGCAGCUUUAUUAUAGAACUAUCAAAAUAAUCCCUCGCUUCACGGAGCUACUAGUGUUCUACGGCAGCGAGUUCGCGAACACGCUGCAUAUCAACCUGAGCAAGUAUAACGCGCCUCCGGGAUAUGCUCAGAAAUUCGGUGCACCCCCCGCCAAGAAACCAAAGCAAGACCUACAAAACGAAAACCAAGAGAUACCGAAAUCAUCAAAAUUUCAGAAAACUGAAGAAAAACUAAAUAAUAGUCCCGAUGUACCCGAAAAUAGCAAGAGUGAACCUAACAGUAAAAGUCAAAAGUAUAUUUCAAACAGUUGUGUUACAAAAAAUAAACCUGAUAUUAAGGUUAUAAAAAAUAUUGAACCAUCAAAUAGUAAAGAUAUUCCAAUUCAGUAUAAUAAUUAUGUAAAUGAAAACAAAUUCAAAUGUAAGAUCUGUAAUUAUAAAGGCAUAAAUAAUAGCGAUUUGGAAAGACAUAGCUUAAGACAUAAAAAUAUUAGUACUAAAAAGCCUAAAAAAUGUGAUGUUAGUCCGAGACGUUUUAGUCAAAAGUGUGAUUUAGUUAAACACACUCGUACACAUACUGGUGAGAAACCUUACAAAUGUGAUUUUUGUCCAAAUCGGUUUAGUGAAAAGGGACAUUUAGUAACACACAUUCGUACACACAGUGGUGAGAAACCUCAUAAAUGUGAUAUUUGUCCGAGUAGUUUUAGUGAGAAGGGUAGUUUAAUAAGACACAUUCGUACACACACGGGUGAGAAACCUUAUAAAUGUGAUAUUUGUCCUAGUAGUUUUAGUGAGAAGGGUAGUUUAAUGAAACACAUUCGUACACACACGGGUGAGAAACCUUAUAAAUGUGAUAUUUGUCCUAGUAGUUUUAGUCAAAAGAUUCAUUUAAUAAGACAUAUUCGUACACACACUGGUGAGAAACCUUAUAAAUGUGAUAUUUGUCCGAGUAGUUUUAGACACUCGAAUACUUUAAUAACACACAUUCGUACACACACUGGUGAGAAACCUUAUAAAUGUGAUAUUUGUCCGAGUAGUUUUUGUCAAAAGAGUGAUUUAAUAAAACACAUUCGUACACAUACUGGUGAGAAACCUUACAUAUGUGAUUUUUGUCCAAGUAGUUUUAGUGAAAAGGGUAGUUUAAUAAGACACAUUCGUACACACACUGGUGAUAAACCUUAUAAAUGUGAUUUUUGCCCAAGUCGUUUUAGUGAAAAGGGACAUUUAGUAACACACAUUCGUACACACACUGGUGAGAAACCUUAUAAAUGUGAUAUUUGUCGGAGGAGUUUUAGUGUAAAGAGUCAUUUAAUAAGACACAUUCGUACACAUACUGGCGAGAAACCUUACAUAUGUGAUUUUUGUCCGAGUAGUUUUAGUGAAAAGGGUAGUUUAAUGAGACACAUUCGUACACACACUGGUGAGAAACCUUAUAAAUGUGAUAUUUGUCCUAGUAGUUUUAGUCGAAAGAUUAAUUUAAUAACACACAUUCGUACACACACUGGUGAGAAACCUUAUAAAUGUGAUAUUUGUCCUAGUAGUUUUAGUCGAAAGAUUAUUUUAAUAACACACAUCCGUACACACACUGGUGAGAAACCUUAUAAAUGUGAUAUUUGUCCGAGUAGUUUUAGUGUAAAGAAUAGUUUAGUUAGACAUAUUCGUACACACAGUGGUGAGAAAUCUUUAAAAAAAAUACAGAAAAGUGUCAGACAUCAAAAAAGUAUAAAAACACAUUAUCGUUUCUUCGAGAUGUUUUCCUUCACCUUUUUAUCAGCCAUUGGUGUCAAAAGCCAACAGUUGCAUUGGCGCCAAACCGUUUACCAAAAUCGGCGGGAAACGCAACUUCGUCCUGUCAGUGACAGUUUUAUUCAGAAAGAGUUGUUGUGCUGUGUAAAGAAUAAAAGAAAAUUAGGCAAGAUGAAUAGGCGUAGUUUACGCCAAAGACCGCGAAUUAGUUAUUACGAACCCGAAGAACCGAGUUUGGACGAAUACAUUUAUUGCGAUGGGUGCACCGACUUUGUGUACGAAUACUGUGCGAUUCACGGGCCUUUACUGGUCAUUCCUGAUGAUAAGGUUCCUACCAAAAGUCCCUUCCCGGCCUACGUCCCCCGCGCCGCGCUCACAAUCCCGCAUGUGUUCCUACAUAUAGCACCCUCUAUUAUACCAGGCGCUGGUUUGGGUAUAUUCAGUACUUUGACUCUACCGCGCGGCGUUCGCUUCGGUCCGUACUGCGGAGUUCGCACGCAAAAUGUCGACUCCAUGUAUUGUUGGCAGAUAUACGAUAGAAACGGCAAAAGAUCUCACGUAGUGGACGCGGAGGAUGGUAAUCGGUCCAACUGGAUGCGUUACGUCAACUGCGCGCGGAACUGGCGGGAACAAAACCUCUUGGCUUACCAAUAUCAAGGGCAGCUUUAUUAUAGAACUAUCAAAAUAAUCCCUCGCUUCACGGAGCUACUAGUGUUCUACGGCAGCGAGUUCGCGAACACGCUGCAUAUCAACCUGAGCAAGUAUAACGCGCCCCCGGGAUAUGCUCAGAAAUUCGGUGCACCCCCCGCCAAGAAACCAAAGCAAGACCUACAAAACGAAAAACAAGAGAUACAAAAAUCAUCAAAAUUUGAGAAAACUGAAGAAAAACUAAAUAAUAGUCCUGAUGUACCCGCAAAUAGCAAGAGUGAACCCAACAGUGAAAGUCAAAAGUAUAUUUCAAACAGCUGUGUUACAAAAAAUAAAGCUGAUAUUAAGGUUAUAAAAAAUAUUGAACCCUCAAAUAGUCAAGAUAUUCCAAUUCAGUGUAAUAAAUAUGUAAAUGAAAAUGAAUUCAAAUGUAAGAUCUGUAAUUAUAAAGGCAUAAAUAAUAGCGAUUUGGAAAGACAUAGCUUAAGACACAAAAAUAUUAGUACUAAAAAGCCUAAAAAAUGUGACGUUAGUCCGAGACGUUUUAGUCAAAAGUGUGAUUUAGGUAAACACACUGCUGAGAAACCUUAUAAAUGUGAUAUUUGUCCGAGUAGUUUUAGUGAGAAGGGUAAUUUAAUAAAACACAUUCGUACACACACUGGUGAGAAACCUUAUAAAUGUAAUAUUUGCCCGAAUAGUUUUAUUCAAAAGGCUGGCUUAGUUUAUCACAUUCGUACACACACUGGUGAGAAACCUUAUAAAUGUGAUAUUUGUCCGAGUAGUUUUAGUGUAAAGAGUAAUUUAAUAUCACACAUUCGUACACACACUGGUGAGAAACCUUAUAAAUGUGAUAUUUGUCCGAGUAGUUUUAGUCGAAAGGGUGAUUUAAUUAUACACAUUCGCACACACACUGGUGAGAAACCUUAUAAAUGUGAUAUUUGUCCGAGUAGUUUUAGUCGAAAGGGUGAUUUAAUUAUACACAUUCGCACACACACUGGUGAGAAACCUUAUAAAUGUGAUAUUUGUCCGAGUAGUUUUAGUGAAAAGGGACAUUUAGUAACACACAUUCGUACACACACUGGUGAGAAACCUUAUAAAUGUGAUAUUUGUCCGAGUAGUUUUAGUCAAAAGAAUAAUUUAAUAAGACACAUUCUUACACACACUGGUGAGAAACCGUAUAAAUGUUAUAUUUGUCCGAGUAGUUUUAGUCUAAAGCAUCAUUUAAUAACACAUAUUCGUACACACACUGGUGAGAAACCUUAUAAAUGUGAUAUUUGUCCGAGUAGUUUUAGUCAAAACGCACAUUUAAGAACACAUAUUCGUACACACACUGGUGAGAAACCUUAUAAAUGUGAUAUUUGUCCGAGUAGUUUUAGUGUAAAGAGUAAUUUAAGAACACACAUUCGUACACACACUGAUGAGAAACCUUAUAAAUGUGAUAUUUGUCCGAGGAGUUUUAGUCACAAGAAUAGUUUAGUAUAUCACGUUCGUACACACACUGGUGAGAAACCUUAUAAAUGUAAUAUUUGUCCGAGUAGUUUUACUGUAAAGAGUAAUUUAAUAACACACAUUCGUACGCACACGGGUGAGAAACCUUAUAAAUGUGAUAUUUGUCCUAGUAGUUUUAGUGUAAAGAGUUAUUUAAUAACACACAUUCGUACACACACUGGUGAGAAACCUUAUAAAUGUGAUAUUUGUCCGAGUAGUUUUAGUGUAAAGAGUUAUUUAAUAACACACAUUCGUACACACACUGGUGAGAAACCUUAUAAAUGUGAUAUUUGUCCGAGUAGUUUUAGUCAAAACGCACAUUUAAGAACACAUAUUCGUACACACACUGGUGAGAAACCUUAUAAAUGUGAUAUUUGUCCGAGUAGUUUUAGUGUAAAGAGUAAUUUAAGAACACACAUUCGUACACACACUGGUGAGAAACCUUAUAAAUAUUCAGAAAAGUGUCAGACAGCGAAAUAG
Helicoverpa armigera (cotton bollworm) is the source of this 4862-nucleotide messenger RNA. Its product is annotated as zinc finger protein 845. Gene Ontology annotation, molecular function: histone methyltransferase activity; protein binding. Lineage: Eukaryota; Metazoa; Arthropoda; Insecta; Lepidoptera; Noctuidae. The coding region runs from base 15 to 4862 and encodes 1615 amino acids. Gene Ontology annotation, biological process: regulation of gene expression. The record is from RefSeq and is a predicted model, not a curated record. The transcript has 16 exons. Gene Ontology annotation, cellular component: nucleus.